UUGGUUUUUUUGUUUUUAAGUUUUUCGCUUUUAUUCGGGGAAGUGUGAUUUUCUGGAAAUUCAAUUUUAGUCAGUUGUAUCUUUGUUAAUUCAAAAAAGUUACACUUCUACUGUACUUUAGGGUUUUUAUGAUGGCAAGUUUCGUUUUGAUUAGCUUUUCUGGUGCAAAAGAAGAUUGGGUUUGGAAUUUGGGUAGUAUUUUAUGAGGAACUGGGAUUCUGAGUCUCCUAUGCGGAGAGAUUGAGUACUUUUAAGUGCUUUGGGAAAGCUGUAGUGAAUGGGGCAACAUGAGGAAUGGGCAGAGCCCGGUAGGCUUUUGCCAAAUGGGCUAUUGGCCAAUGCUGCACCGAUGAUCCGAGUUCUGGACUCAGAGAGGUGGUUGAAGGCAGAGGAGCGCACUGCAGAGCUUAUAUCCUGCAUUCAGCCCACCCGACCAUCUGAGCAACGCAGAAAUGCAGUAGCUGAUUAUGUCCAGCGACUUAUCAUGAAGUGCUUCCCUUGUCAGGUUUUUACUUUUGGGUCUAUGCCCUUGAAGACUUAUCUACCUGAUGGGGAUAUUGACUUAACAGCCUUUAGUAAUAAUCAGAAUUUGAAAGAUACAUGGGCCUAUCAGGUUCGUGACAUGCUAGAGAAAGAGGAAAAGAAUGAUAAUGCUGAGUUUCAUGUUAAGGAGGUGCAAUACAUUCAGGCUGAAGUAAAGAUAAUUAAAUGUCUGGUUGAAAAUAUUGUGGUUGACAUAUCUUUUAAUCAGCUUGGUGGGUUGUGUACCCUUUGCUUCCUUGAGGAGGUUGAUCACCUGAUAAACCACAACCACUUAUUCAAGCGUAGCAUUAUUUUGAUCAAAGCAUGGUGUUAUUAUGAAAGCCGUAUACUGGGUGCUCAUCAUGGUCUUAUUUCAACUUAUGCCCUGGAGACCUUGGUUCUUUACAUAUUUCAUGUAUUCAACAAUACCUUCACUGGACCUCUUGAGGUGCUAUUCCGUUUCUUGGAGUUCUUCAGCAAAUUUGACUGGGAUAAUUUUUGUGUUAGCCUGUGGGGACCCGUACCCAUGAGGUCACUCCCUGAUGUAAUUGUGGAGCCUCCUCGCAAAGACAACGGAGAGUUACUUCUGAAAAAAUUGUUUCUUGAUGCUUGUAACUCUGUGUAUGCUGUUAAUCCUGGAGUCCAGGAAAAUCAAGGACCCCCAUUUGUUUCUAAGCAUUUUAAUGUAAUUGAUCCUUUACGGGUAAACAACAACCUUGGGCGCAGUGUGAGCAAAGGUAACUUUUUUAGGAUUCGCAGUGCAUUUUCAUUUGGUGCAAAAAGGCUGGAAAGAUUACUAGAUUGUCCUAAAGAAAAACUAACCUAUGAAGUAAAUCAGUUUUUCAUGAAUACGUGGGACAGACAUGGCACUGGCUGUCGUCCUGAUGCACCAAGAGUUGAUUUGUCGUGCUUGAAAUUGUCAGAUUUGCAUCACCAACCUGAGAAUGAAAUCUUGAGUGUCAGUACAAAUUCCAGAAUGGUAAAUGCAUCUGGUCAUGAUGUAAAGACUGAGGGAACCCAUUCACAUGUUUCUUCUCAUCCCGGUAAUCAUAUCUCUGGAAGCAUGUCCAAACCAAAUGAUUAUUCCAAUUAUACUCAAAACAAAAAAACUCAUAGAAAUUCAAAUGCCUCAAGGGUAUCAGAUCAUUCUACAAGGGAAGCUGCUUCUCGUCAGAAUGUGCUUUCUGAUGUAAGUCAUAGAACUUCGACAUCUGAUAAUUUGGUGAAAGACAUUCAGAGCAGGUUUCUCUUUGCCAGAACACGAUCUAGUCCUGAGCUAACUGACACUUAUGUUGAUAACUCCAGUCCAUUAAGGCGAACCAGAGUGCAAGAAAGUGCAAAAAUGAAUCCCACUCCAACAAGACAAGAAAAUAGUAACAGGAGGAAGAACCCUGGAUCUGAAAACACGAUAAACCACAACAUUCGAUCUUUACACGAUGACACCUCGUCUGUUAGGCAAAACCGAUCCCAUCAAAACAAUGAUACUGUGACUGAUUCCAAUAAUGGAUUGAAUACCUAUUUCCGUGAUUUUGGGUUAGACACCAUGAAUGAAGAAUUCUCAUCUACCAGUAGAACACAGGAUAUGCUUCAGGAAGAGCAGGAUCUUGUGAACCUUAUGGCUUCUCUCCAUGGUUUUAAUGGUCAAGUUCAUCUUCCCUUUAACUUAGUUUCUGCUCAGCUUCCAUUCCCCAUUUCACCCUCCUUUCUGACCUCCAUGGGAUACAGUGAACGUAGUAUACCUGGAUUGGUUCCCACAAAUAUUCCCAUGGUUGAUCCUGCAUUUUCUGAUAUGCAAUUUCAACAUAGUAUAAUAUCACCUCACUUGACCCACUAUUUUCCUGGUAUUGGGUUGAGCCCAACUUCUCAAGAUGGAAUUGACCACAACAAUGAAAAUUUUAGCUCUAUGGAUAUAAAUUCAGGUGAAGCUGAAAAUGGUUUCUGGAGAGAACAGGAUGCAGGUUCUACUUGUGGAUUUGGCCCCAAUAAUGGAAAUUUUGAAGUGCUUCAGGCAGAGGAUAAGCUACGCUCUACCCAUUCAGGUCUUACAGUUGAUCCAUCUUGGGUAAGUAGCGCCAGCAAUUCCUUGAGAGCUCAACAGAACCAUACUAAGGAAAAACGAGGGCUAAUGAGGGAAGAACGUUCUACUAAUUACCAAUUUCAGGAUAAUAGAACAAAUGACGUCUAUGUGGAAGAAAGAUUGGCUAGUUCAAGGUUGUCGUCCACUGCUCAUAGUAGUCCUCUAAGAAGUAAGAGUUCUUCUGAGAGUUCCUGGGAUGGAUCAUCAACAAAGUCCUCAAAGUCAGCAAGGGAAAGAAGGGGGAAGAAAACAGUUAUUGGUGAGUCAACAAAUGGUUAUGGAAAGGGUAAAGUAAUGUCUGAAUCUCUACCUUGUCAAAAUGAGGAUGAUUACCAGGAAUGGAAUUCAAUGAGCACUGAAUUAGCAGAACGAGGCCAAGGAUCUCAGUCUGUUGUUUCUUUGCAUGUUCCUAGGCAUCAUGUGCCUGAAUAUGAAGUUGCUCAUACAAGUGGUUCAGAAUCUAUUAUACCUAUUGCACCAAUGUUCAUAGGUACUGGUUCUCGGCAAAGAAUGACAGAUAAUUCUGGAGUCAUUGCAUUUUAUCCUACAGGGCCACCAGUUCCAUUUGUAACAAUGCUUCCUUUAUGUAACAUUCCACCUGAGACAGGUACUCCUGAUACAUCAGAAUGCCAUUUUGGAGGGGAGGAAAGCAUUGAUAAUAGUGAUUCUAGCCAUAACUUUGCCUCAUUUGAGGGACUUGACUACACUGAAGAUUUAAACCCUUCUCACUCACUUAGAGGAGCUGCUUCUGUCUUAGAAUCUGAACCGAAAUCUGAUAUUCUUCACAGUGAUUUUGCUAGCCACUGGCAAAAUUUACAGUAUGGAAGGUUUUGCCAAAACACAAGAUAUGGACCUUUGGUGUACCCUUCACCAGUGAUGGUGCCCCCUACGUAUAUGCAGGGCCAUUUCCCUUGGGAUGGUCCUGGAAGACCAAUUUCAGCAAACAUGAACCUCUUUACUCAACUCAUGAGCUACAGUCCUCGUCUAGUUCCUGUUGCACCCAUCCAGUCUGUUACUAAUAGACCUGCAAAUAUGUUUCAGCGGUAUGUUGAUGAUAUGCCAAGAUACCGCAGUGGGACUGGAACGUACCUGCCAAAUCAUCCUAAAGUGACUGCAAGGGACCGACACUCUUCUGGUUCCAGAAGGGGAAAUUACAACUAUGAGAGAAAUGACAACCACGGAGACAGAGAUGGAAACUGGAAAGGUAGCUCGAAAACAAGAGCUUCUGGACGUAGCCACAACCGCAGCCAAACUGAGAAGUCUAACUCAAGACUGGAUUGGUUGUCUCCCAAUGAGAGCCGAGCAGACAGGACAUGGAGCUCCCAUAGAAAUGAUACAUUUGCUUCAUACCAGUCUCAGCGUGCUAAUUCAGAUAUUAGUGGUGUUCCAGAUGUUGCAUAUGGCAUGUAUCCGUUUACUGCAAUGAAUCCCACAGGAGUAUCUUCUAAUGGGCCAACUGUGCCCCCGCUUGUGAUGCUGUAUCCAUUUGACAAUCCCAGUUAUUGCUCACAUGGAGAACAGCUUGAGUUCGGCUCUUUGGGACCAGUGGGUGUCUCAGGCUUGAGUGAACAACCCCAGCUAGGUGAAGGAAGCAGACCAAGGGGGACAUUUGAUGAUUGUAGGUUUCAUGUACAACGGUCUUCACCAGAUCAGCCAUCUUCACCACUCCAUCAAAGGAGGAUAUAGUUGUUGUGGCUGAUUGGUGGACUCGUUUGAGCUGACAAAGAUUUUCACCUCUUGAAUUUCAAGCUGGAUGGUGGAAAACUGUCGUGGGGGCCUACUCUGUCAUAGCCUCAUAAGCCUUUCGUUCCAUGAUGAUAUUCGCUGGAACAUUUGGGCAUCUAGGCACAGUUGCUGCUUCAAGUUGUGCUCAUAAAUUGCGUUCUUCUGUGUAAAGCACCACCAAAUCAUGCUCAUUCUUGAGAACAGGUCAGGGAGGUUGGUGGAGGGAGAGGAGAUUCACUCAUUGUGGCAAGGUACCAUUUGUAAUAUCAGAAUCAGUAUAGUAGAACUCAUCCAAAAGUUUAGCAUCAUUUUAACUCCCAAAUUUGAUUUUCAUAGAUGGUACGGUACGGUACUAGGAUUUGAAUCACAAAAAAGAAGAAAAAAAAAUCUAUCACUGUAUUAGCAGGCACACUAUCUUAAUGUUGAUUGAUAGUAUACAAGAACUGAACUGCAAUUAAAAUUCUCAGAUGAAAAAGAAUGGUUGAAUGCAGCAGAAUUUUUUAUGCCA
Messenger RNA from Ipomoea triloba (trilobed morning glory), 4832 nucleotides. RefSeq lists its product as uncharacterized. The transcript has 9 exons. The coding region runs from base 278 to 4285 and encodes 1335 amino acids. NCBI's taxonomy places the organism in Eukaryota, Viridiplantae, Streptophyta, Magnoliopsida, Solanales, Convolvulaceae. The record is from RefSeq and is a predicted model, not a curated record.